AUGAGGAUUCCCUCUGUUGCUUUAAAUGAGAAUUUCUCAGUUCAGAUCGCAAAGGACGCUCAUGUACAAUACGAUCCACAUGCAUUUGGAUCAUCACAUGGUAUGGGUGUAUUGAACGAUCGGCAUUCAUAUUUCCUUCUCGCUGAUAAUGGCACAUGUUCGAGAUACGGGGCUGAUCUGCACCUCCGACAAAACCUUGAAAAUUAUCUGGCAGGUCGAGCUGAUGAAGACGGUUCAAGGAAGAUGCCUGUUGUUUGUGCCGUUCUGGAAGGCGGUUCCAAUUCGCUCAUAGCUAUACAUAAGUACUUAACGCAAGAGCCCAACAUUCCAGUGAUUGUGUGUGACGGUAGUGGGCGUGCAUCGGACCUGCUGGCUUUCGCUGCCAGAUAUCUAGACGCUGAUGGUUCAUUCCAAGAAGAGGUUCGAGAGCAGCUGCUAUCUCUGAUCUCCACUGUAUUCCCUGAUAAUCAAAGGCAACCGCAAGAGAUUCUGGACUUGAUCACCCAAUGCGUCAGAAAAACUGAUUUGUUGACGAUUUUUCGCUAUGGUGAAGGGAAAUCAGAGGACGUUGAUCACGCCAUACUGACAGCGGUACUGAAGCGACAGAAUCUCAGCCUACCCGAACAGGUGCGACUCAGUCACUUUUUUUGCCUUGACGUCUUCCAAAAAAUUUUUCACUGA
Molecule: messenger RNA, 681 nt
Organism: Haemonchus placei
Lineage: Eukaryota; Metazoa; Nematoda; Chromadorea; Rhabditida; Trichostrongylidae
Source: the annotation of a GenBank genome assembly